CAGGAAGGGCCAUCUCAUGGUGGCUCACCUUUGGAAAUGUCUGCCCUGGGCCGGCCCUUCCAGGUGGGGAUGCUCUAUGACUGCCGCACUGACUUCCUCAUUCCAGGAAUCACUCUGUGGGAUUUGGAAAACCUCAAGAAAGAUCUCAACAUUAAAUCACAGAAGAAAACACAAUUCAAGAUCAUCACAUCAGACUUUGAGAAAACCUCUGGCUUAAAUAUGACAACUUCACUUAAAGCGAGCUUCAUUAGUGGCUUGAUUGAGGUUGGUGGGUCUGCUAAGUACCUCAAUGACACCAAAUCAUCCAAACGACAGUCCAGGGUCACCCUGCACUACAGCACGACCACCAGAAUGGAGCAGCUCAGCUGGAACCACUUAGGGAAUCAGAACAUCGUCUAUCCAGAAGUGUUUGAGCAGAAAUCGGCCACCCAUGUUGUCAUCGCUGUAUUGUAUGGUGCGCAGGCUUUUUUUAUAUUUGAUCAAAACAACUCUAACGAUGAAGAGAGCAAAGAAAUCGAAGGAAAAUUAGAAAAGUUAAUUAAAAAAUAUAUUUCAAUAGAAAGAAAAGGAGAUUUAAAAAUGACAGGCAAAGAUAAGAAAAUGGCUGACCAUCUUAAAUGCACAUUCUAUGGUGAUUUAGUCUUUAAUAACAAUCCUACCAGCUUUCAGGACGCCAUGGAGAUAUACACCAUGUUGCCAACUCAACUUGGCAAAGAGGAUGAGCUUGCUGUGCCUGUCCAAGUCUGGUUGUACCCGCUGAAACAUUUUGAUUCACAGGCAGCUCAGCUUGUACGAGACAUCAGUGUGGCACUUGUGUCCAAAUCUCAGGAGGUCCUGGAGGAAUUAGAUGAGCACAUCAUGAGGUGUAAUGACAUCACAAUGGACAACUUUGUCAAUAACUUUUGUGAAAUUGGGAAAAAUGCAGAACAAUUCAAAUCAAUGCUUAAUCAAUAUAAAUGUAUUUUCCAAAAAGACCUUGCGAGGGUCUUGCCGGCUAUCAGAGGAGGCGGUACAAAUGAGAAAGAGCUGGUCAACAUUCUGAAGAAAAAGGAAGAGUCGCCAUUUAACAAGUGUGCUAUAAUAUCAUGGAUAGAUAAAAGAGAAAAGGAAAUCACCAUGCUUAGAAGUUUCUUUAAUCGAAUUAAAGAGAUCAAAGUUGAUAUUGUCAUAAAUAACUUGAAUACAUUAAUUUAUGACACUAAAAUAGAGAAUGUUGUCUGCUUGACUUUCACUUCACUCCAUGUGUGUCAGUCAUACAUGUCAGAAAUGGAACGCUAUCUUCAGGCUUCUUCUUGGCAGUCCUCAUAUCAUCUGUCAGAGCCAAAAGAAGACUUAAUCAUCCAGAAUUUCAGACAGCAUUCCCAGCGUUUCAUUGAGUUUGCUGAAAUUAACCAGAACAGCAAGACAACAAGAUUUCUGGUCCAUUGCAAGCAUGAUGUCGAAUAUCUUGGGGCAACAAUCUAUCUUUAUAAAUGUGGGCAUCUCAUCAACCGUAACUUUCAGCUUCCAUCCAGACCUGAACCUCUUGUGGUUGAUUCCCAAACAGAAGACAGUGUAACUCUAAAGUUGAGACCCCAAAGGUUUAACUCUGAAAACUUCAUAGCGGAGUACAAGUUAUCUGAAGAUAAAGAGUGGACGACUGUGAACAUACCAGAUGAAAAUGAACAGGUUACAAUUAAAACGUUACGUCCAGCUUCAACUUAUCAAUUCAGACACAGAGCCGUUUGUCAUGCUGGUGUGAGUCAGGCCAGCGAUACGAUUGAAGAGAGGACACUGCCCGUUAAAACAAAUAUGCGUAUAAUUGCAAUAAAACAGAAAAGUAAGCAAAUUAAAGAUGGAAAUCCUAAAAUUUUCCUUUUGCCUUUGACAUCAGAGUUAAUUAUAAAUGUGAAGAAGAUGGAGAUAUGCACCUUUAGAAACAGAACAUCUAACAAACCUAGAAAAACAAUUAUGGUUCUUGGAGCAACAGGUUCUGGCAAAUCCACCCUGAUCAACGGAAUGGUCAACUACAUCUUAGGUGUCCAGUGGGAGGAUGACUUCAGGUUCAAGGUAAUCCACGAAGAAACAUAUAGAAGUCAAGCUGAAAGCCAAACGUCUGCUGUCACUGUCUAUGAAAUGAACUACCAGGAUUGUUUCAAGGUCCCAUACUCCUUCACUAUAGUCGACACACCAGGUUUUGGAGACACCAGAGGAAUUCAGCAGGACAAACAAAUCACUGAGCAGAUACAAGAAUGUUUUUCAUCCACAAAGGGUGUCCAGCACAUUACCACAGUGUGCUUUGUGGUUCAGGCCUCCCAAGCUCGACUGACACACACACAGAAGUACAUCUUUGACUCCAUUUUGUCAAUUUUUGGUAAAGACAUUGCCAAUAACAUCCUGAUCCUGAUCACAUUUGCAGAUGGACAGCGUCCACCAGUUCUUGAUGCCAUCACGGAGUCUAACUUACUGUUCCUCAAAGAUGAGAAAGGGAACCCUUUAUUUUUCAAAUUUAAUAAUUCUGCCCUCUUUGCUAAUAAUGACAAGACUAAUAGCAAUGAUGAUCUGAUGUUUGACAAAAUGUUUUGGGACAUGGGUGCAAAGAGCAUGGAGAAGUUUUUUGAUUCUUUAUUGAAGAAUGAUGACAGAAGUUUAGUACUGACUAAAGAGGUGCUUGAAGAGCGCAGGCACUUGGAGGUGGCAGUGGAAGGAUUGCAACCUCAAAUCAAAGCUGGAUUGACAAAACUUGAAGAAAUGAGACGCACCCGUGACAUUUUAAAAAAGCACACUACUGACAUAGAGAGUAACAAGAACUUUGAGUAUGAAGUGGAGGAAACUGAGACGAUAAAAGAGAGCAUUGCAGGCACUGGCAAGUUCAUCACUAACUGUCAGAAGUGCAACGUCACCUGUCAUUAUCCGUGUAAGUUACCAAAUGAUGUGGAUAAGAUCAGAUGUGCUGCUAUGAAGGAGGGGGUCUGCACUAUUUGUCCUUUUCAGUGUGUGUGGACUAUUCACUCCAACCAACAGCAUAUAUUCAAAUACAAAACUAAAAGGGUCAAAAAGACAUACGAUGAGCUUAAGCAGAAAUAUGAAAAAGCAAAAGGGGAAAAGAUGACAACUAAACAAGUGUUUAAGCGGCUUAAGCAUGAACUGGAUGAUGUGAGAAACUUGAUUUACAAACUCCUUAAAGAGUCUCAUGAAAGUAUAAAACGACUUGAUGAAAUCGCCCUCAGACAAAACCCGCUCUCCACUCUAGAGUACAUUGACCUCCUCAUUCAGACUGAAAAACAAGAAGCAAAGACAGGAUGGAUGGAGCGAGUGAAGUCACUGCAGGACGUGAGGGAACAAGCAAUGAUAAUAGAAGCAAUCAGCAAUAAGGGAAAACUCCCACAAAGUGGCUCACCUUUGGAGAUGACCGCUCUGGGCCGACCCUUCCAGGUGGGGAUGCUCUAUGACAGUCACAAUGACUCCCUCAUUCCAGGUGUCACUCUGUGGGAUUUGGAAAACCUCAUUAAAAACCUCAACAUUAAACCACAGAAGAAAACACAAUUCAAGGUCAUCACGUCAUACUCCUUAGAUGAGAAAACCACUGGCUUAAAUACGACAGCCUCCCUUAAAGCGAGCUUCUUGUGUGGCUUGAUUGAGGUUGAUGGAGCUGCCAAGUACCUCAAUGACACCAAAUCAUCCAAACGACAGUCCAGGGUCACCCUGCACUACAGCACGAUCACCAGAAUGGAGCAGCUCAGCAUGAGCCACUUAGGGAAUUAG
Messenger RNA from Polypterus senegalus (gray bichir), 3744 nucleotides. RefSeq lists its product as uncharacterized. Lineage: Eukaryota; Metazoa; Chordata; Cladistia; Polypteriformes; Polypteridae. The record is from RefSeq and is a predicted model, not a curated record. Gene Ontology annotation, molecular function: GTP binding; protein binding.